Molecule: messenger RNA, 444 nt
Organism: Rodentolepis nana
Lineage: Eukaryota; Metazoa; Platyhelminthes; Cestoda; Cyclophyllidea; Hymenolepididae
Source: the annotation of a GenBank genome assembly
AUGGCCCUUAAGAGGAUUUCAAAGGAAUUAUAUGACUUGGGCCGUGAUCCACCAGCGCAAUGCUCCGCUGGCCCCGUAGGAGAGGACAUGUUCCACUGGCAAGCGACAAUUAUGGGUCCCUCAGACAGUCCUUUUGAAGGAGGAGUAUUCUUCCUCGACAUCCACUUUCCUACAGACUAUCCGUUCAAGCCACCUAAGAUUACAUUCACAACACGUAUAUAUCAUCCAAAUAUAAAUUCUAAUGGGAAUAUAUGCUUGGAUAUUCUAAGGAAUCAGUGGUCACCUGCGCUUACAAUAUCAAAAGUGUUACUGUCGAUAUGCUCCUUAUUAACCGAUCCAAACCCGGAUGAUCCUCUGAGCCCUGAUAUCGCUCGUACUUAUAAAACAGAUCGUCAGAAAUAUGACAAGACUGCUAAAGAAUGGACGCAGAAGUACGCAAUGUAG